GCCAGUGUCCUUUUCAGUUCACUUCGUAUACUCGUUGAAAGCUGUACACGCUACGGAAGCGACGGUGUUUUACGUUCGCCCCUUCAACUUCAGACAAAACGGUUGGCAUUAAAACAACAACGACUCCAACAACAAUAAUAACAACAGCAACAAUUUAAAACAACAAUAAGCACUUGCCACAGCACAAUAACAAGCGUCUUUGCCGCCGGCGAAUUCUUAUUCAGUGUGAAAUACAACAACAACAACAACAACAAAGAGAAAAGAAAAAUCGCGAAAGCAAAGAAAAGCUGAAAAUAAAUUUCAAUAGAGCCGCCAAAAGUUCAUGCUCCAAGUUCAAAACAAAAGGCGGCGCGUGUACGUGCGUGUGUGUGUGUGUGUGUUGGUGUGAAAGUGGUGUCGAUGCGAAUGCUGGCGAAUAUCCUUGUUUAUCCUUGAAAACGCAUUUGUGCGCGUUGAAAAAUUACUGUGCAUGUGAAAGCCAGCAACAAGGCGGAAAAUUCGCCAACGCGUCGUCGAGCGUCUUCUGCUCUAUCUCCUAUGCGUGUGUGUGAGGCAUCCUGCAUCAACUGCACGCAGAGAGACUGAAAGAGACAAGCAGGAGGCUGCAACAGCGCGUCAGUCUGUGCUUUAAAUGUUGCCGCUGCCUGCUCGAGAGAUUGUCAGGGCAACAACUGUGUGAACGCAACUAAAAAGUUAGCAGUUGGCAUCAGCGACAAAAAGUGAAAGCGCAAAGCGAAAGCGAAACGCAUUACCGGAAGCGGAAGGAAGCCGAGCAGGGACCAGAAGGCAACGCGGCAACUGAACGGCAACUGAACGAACGUACGGCAUCAGGCAGGCACAUCGUCACCAAGCGGCAACUGCAAUGUGCUGCCGCUGCAUUGUUGUUUUGUUAGCAUUUUGACCCAAAUCGCAUGCAACGCGCGUGUCUCGCACUUUGUGUUAGUUUGCGUGUGUGCCUGUGUGUGGGUGUUUCUCUGUGAGUGUGUGAGUAAAAUGCAUGACCGAUAAGCGCAGGUGUCAUUGCCGUGUGACAAAGUUCCGUGUGAACAACAGAUAAAAGUCGCGCCAAGCGCUCAAACAUAAAACAGCGGAAAAGCAAAGAAAUCCCCGAGCGGAAGAGGGAGAGUGUGAGCGGGUGAAAAACAAGGAUUAAAGGAUACUACGUAGAUAAACAAAAUCUGUUAAAUCAACUCUCUCUCGUUCACUGCGUGUGUCCAAAAGUUGUCGCCGCUGACACGACCACGGCUACGGCUUAGGUGCAUCUCGCCGACGACGAAGCAGCUGCCACAUUUUGAGCCCGAAAGGAGUCACAGACAGCUUCUCACAUUUAUCAACAUUGACAAAGCUGACAACAGCAGCAGCUGUGACGGAAAUCGUUAAGAGAGCAAAGAAAAGGUCUCCCAGCAGACGGAAGAAGUUGCUGCUUGAAAAGACAUUACACAUUGAAAGCGAUUCAUCAUCGACGUGACGCGUUUGCUGUUGCUUUUUUUGUUGUUGUUGUGGGAGAGAAACAAAAAAAAGCGAGUGAAAGCAAAAAGAGCCACUACAGCAAAUUGAAUGUAAUUUCAUAAAAAGCGAGUGUUAAUUUUUUGCUGUGCUACACAAUAGCAACAGCAACAGUAGCAAAAGUAGCAACAGUAGCAGAAGAAGCAGAAGGAGCAACGGCAGCAGCCACAUUGCCACAAUAGCAACAAUACAUACUCGUGGCUUAAUGUGCUAAUGCGCAGUGACAUGAAAAAUGAUGGAGAACAUGCAAGUUUUGCCCUGUCGCCCAACAGCAGUAGCAAAAGGAACAAACUAGCCAACUUAUAGUAAAAGAAAAACGGCAGAAAGAGGCGAACAACGAGCUGCAAAUUUGAUACAUAUAGAAAAGUCUUUUCGUAGUGUGUUGGUAUCGUUGUCACGGCUGCCAUAGAAAACGAGCACAACUGGCAACUCGGCAAUAGUGGCAAUAGUGACAACAGCAGCAACAGCAACAGCAACAACACGAAACACAUUGACAAGCGACAACAAAGCAACACAAAAAUAAAGAAAAGGCUGCGCUGCACAUCGAAGUAGAAGUAGCAACAGCAACAAUAACAACAGCAACAACAGCAACUGUAACAUCAACAGCAUCAUUUAUCAGCGCAUCAGCCAGACAAGCAGGCAUAGCAUAUGUGUGUUAGGGUGUUGUGGUAUUGUGAACGCCAUUGCUGAAAGGAAACAGCGCGUUCAUUCAAAAAGCCAUUAACCCUAAUAAGCAGGCAACACAACAGCAACAGCAACAACAGCAACUAGAAAAGGAGCAACUGCAGCACUCAACAACAGCAGCAGCAGCAACAUCAUCAGAACGCUACGCAUCGCAUGGCAUCGAUGUGCCAUUGUCUGCUCCAGUUGUUGUUGUAGUUGAAGACGCCCAGCCACAACAACACAAGUAGAGGGAGUCGCAAUCGCCCCGCUCCCAGCGCAAAAGGAGUUGAAGUUGCUUCAACACGUAAACAGAGAGGGUUGCCACAAAUGUUGCUGCCACGGCUGCUGCGACAGCGGCUGCUGCAUGUGCCGCUGCAUUUAAUGGAACUGCGAAUAUUGCUGCUCUGCCUGCCAACGCUGUUGCUGGCCACCACACUGGAGCCAGACCAAAAGUCAAUACUCACAGAUAACGAUUGGAAGAAGCUAUGGAUGCGCGGCGGUAUAAAUGCCGACUCAAAAUUGGAUAAUAAUCUCGACUCCAGCGACAGCCCUAUGUUCGAGGACAGUGAGCUGAUGGCGCAUAACACGACCGUCCAGCUUGGUGGCACCGCCUUUCUGGUCUGCAAGGUCUCCGGCGUGGAUAGAGUGGGUGUAAAUUGGAAUCAAAUUUCUUGGAUACGCCGACGGGACUGGCAUAUAUUAUCCUCCGGCGCCCAGCUCUAUACAAACGAUGAGCGUUUCGCGAUACUGCACACGCCCGGCUCCAACAUGUGGACGUUGCAGAUAAAGUUUGUGCAGCGCCGGGAUCACGGCAUGUACGAGUGCCAGGUCUCGACACCAACUGGCAUCAUUUCUCACUUUGUGAAUCUUCAAGUGGUUGUGCCCGAAGCCUUCAUACUUGGCUCCGGUGAACUGCAUGUCGACAUGGGCUCAACAAUCAAUUUGGUUUGCAUUAUUGAGAAGAGUCCAACACCACCGCAGUACGUGUACUGGCAGAAAAACGACCGUCUCAUCAACUACUAUGACUCCAGGCGGGACAUCUCCAUCGAGACCACACCGGGGCCGCGCACGCAGAGUCGUCUUAUCAUUCGCGAGCCCCAAAUCACCGACUCCGGCAACUACACCUGCUCUGCCAGCAACACCGAGCCAGCUAGCAUUUAUGUCUUUGUAUCAAAAGGCGACAAUAUGGCGGCAAUCUCACGUCGCAAAACCUCCUCGGCCGAUCGCAUUACGCACAUAUUUAGGUCGAUGCUGGCGCCCUGUCUCCUGCUAAACACGGUCGUUGUGAGACGCAUUUUCUUGACCUAAGCAACUUAAAUCAGAUACAAAAUCAUGGCGCAAGCGAAACAAAAAUGGAAAUUUAGUAAAGUACUCAUAUGAUGAUAACAACACAACAAAAUCCUAUUUAAGCUAUUUCAAUGUUAGAAUUUAAAUAAAAUAAAAUCCAAGAAAAAAUUAAAUAUAAUACCUAUACAUACAAAUAAAUAAUUUAUUUAAAGAAAAGAACAAAAUCGACAUUUACAAAAAAAAAAACAGAAAUAAAAAUCUAGCGUAAAUCUUAGGCUAAGCUCAAUAGAAACUGUGUAAAAAUCAACAUAAAUCGAAUCACAAUCUAUUCAGACUUAGAUUCAAUGUAUGUGUGUGUGUAUGCAAGGCAUUUACAACAACAACAAAAGAUGAAAAAAGUAUGAAAAACAAUAAAAUGUUUAGAUACUCGUAAACAUAAGUUUAAGUUGAGUUUUUAGUAAUCGUUUUACAUAAUUGUGUACAGUUUUUUAAUCACCCUCAAAUUUGUAAUUCAAGGUAAAUUCAUUUCUCCAGAGUUUCAUUUCAAGUUAGUUUAUGGCUUUUAAAUUCGUUAGCUUAUACAUAGUUAAUGCUUUGCCUUCCCAACAAAACAACAACAAUCAUUGGCCAUUCUCUGCAACAAAUUGUUUUGGAAAUCAAUAUGUUUUGUUGGGUCUUAAGCAAAUGUUUGCAUCGCUGACAGAUAUAAUCUCAAUGGAUCAAACUUGCGACCGCAUACAGAAUAAUUAUAUACAUAUAUAUUCGAGAUAAGAACAUUUUGCAUAAGUAGCCAAUUUCAGUCCAUACCAAUCGUUAUUGCAACUGUUACCAAUUAUCAAUUGAAUAAACCCAAAGUCUAUAUAACAACAAAACAAAAAGAGAGCAAAAGCCAACACAAAGUAAAAAAAAAAAAUUAUAGUAAUUAAUUGCGUUAUUAAGUUUGUAAAUAAAUUGUAUUGCAAAUGGCAUGGCACACACGACAAACACAGAAAAAAGAGAGAAAUUAUUCAUUGUAAGUGUAAAUACAUAAAACCAAAAAAAAAAAGCAUUCUAGCACAACAACAAGCAAAACAGACACAAAGAACUGAAUGGGGGGAAAAAGAACGGACAGCAGCUGUGCGUGAAUAAGGGUAUUCGGAGUGCGAGCAGCUGUCAUUUGCAUGUUGUAAUAAAUUGCCCAAAUCUGAAACAUUAAGAGCCUACACAGACAGAUCGUAGCUAUAGCCAUGAAUCUAGCCAUAAGUUUCAGCAAAUCAGCCAAAACCGAAAAUCAGAGAAUCAGACAGACAUGCGAAGAGGCUACCUUUAGAUGUUGCUGCUUGGAACGAACUAGUAAAAUUGAAUCAUUUAGAAACCUUAAGCUAUAGAGAUGCAAGUUCGAUAUAAUUCUAAUCAAAUUGAAGGUUCAGACAUUUUUAGAUACCAGGAUGACGUUUCCUAACUUCCUUCACGACAAAACACCUGAAGAUUAGACAAAAUCAUCUAUGUUAUCCAACAUGUACAACUUUUCGACUGUUUUUCAUAAGCAUUAACAUCCAUAUAAGCAUACAAAAGAAAAUCCAAAAUAAUCACAUAUUUGUGUGUUAAACAGUUUACAAAAAGAAAAAAACUCAAAAUAAAUAAAUAAUUAAAAACCAAAAAACAAUAAGUACAUUUACAUAAAGAAAAAAACAAAAAAAAAACUCUACUAAAGACCCAUAAUAAACAACUGUUAAAAAUUUCAUGAUAUUUGAAUAGAUUCAUUAGUGUGAAAAGCAGAAUACGAAAAAUUAAUAUUACUAAUAAUAGUAAACAAAAGUAAUAAUAAUAUCAAUAAUACGAAAAUAAAGCCGAAAUCAUUGCGUAACAAAAAAACCAA
Drosophila sulfurigaster albostrigata is the source of this 5314-nucleotide messenger RNA. It is a transcript of the gene dpr12, whose product is annotated as zwei Ig domain protein zig-8. NCBI's taxonomy places the organism in Eukaryota, Metazoa, Arthropoda, Insecta, Diptera, Drosophilidae. Bases 2497 to 3477 code for a protein of 326 amino acids. Gene Ontology annotation, biological process: synapse organization. The transcript has 10 exons. Gene Ontology annotation, cellular component: neuron projection membrane. The record is from RefSeq and is a predicted model, not a curated record.